GAAAAAACGCAUGAUUGGCAAUGGGCCAGUAAUACUCUCUUUCAGCCCCCAAUUCCUCACUCGCGCUUCGUUUCGCUUCUUGUAAUUUCCACCAAUGCCCGGGAGUGACCCGAUACCCGACCCGGAAACCCUACAACCCGGCAAUGCCAUUGAUCUCGACGGUGAAGAUUACGAUGACGAUGAAGACGACGCUAUUGAAGAAGACGAUGAAGAUGAAGACGAAGACGAAGAAGACGAAGAUGAAAACGACGACGUCUUGUUUGAACCCGCCACUCCCCGCGCGGUGAAGCUGAAAAUGGACACACUAGUCCGACGUAUGUUGACCGGCCCCGUUCCGAUUCACGUUCACAACGUGAUCAUCACAGGGAACACGAAGACCAAAGGCUACAUAAUCGAAUCCCAGGCGUCAGAGGCUUUGAAGAAAGCCACCACGAUGCAGGACCUGUUGCGAGCAUCGGACGCUGUGAAUUCGCGGCUGAAAUCCCUCGGUCUCUUCGAUUCGGUUGCGAUCACGCUCGAUUCAGGUCCGGCGGAGAUUCCCGGGAGCGUCAACGUUAUUAUUAAGGUCGAGGAAGCGAGGAAUCGGGUAUCUGGAGAGAUUGGAGCUUAUACGAAUGCUGAGGCUAAAUCUUCCUCAGUUGAAGGAUCCAUCAAGUACAAGAAUUUGUUAGGGUUUGGGGAUCUAUGGGAUAGUUCAAUUGCUUACGGGUUUGACCGCACAGCAGAGGUAAGUGCUGGUGUAUAUUUGCCCAGAUUGAAAACGUUGGUAGCUCCUGUGACUGUUCGUGCAUACUUGUUGACCCAAGAUUUGCUGACCUUUUCUUCUUACAAAGAGCGUUCCGUUGGACUUUCUGUUGGCUUAUUUUCGAAUAGAUUUCACAACUUGGAGUACCACCUUGCAUGGCGUCACUUGAUAGAUCCAUCUCAAAUGACCUCAUCUGUAAAGAUGCAGCUUGGACAUGAUUAUCUUUCAUCCUUGAAGUAUACAUUAAAAAUUGACAAGAGAAACUCUCCUGUGAGGCCAACUAAAGGAUAUGCUUUUAUUGCUAAAACUCAUAUUGGUGGCCUUGCACCUGAUAGUCAAAGCUUAAGAUUCCUGCGCCAGGAGUUUGAUCUUCGAUGUGCUAUCCCUCUUGGAUUUUAUCAUGCAGCUCUUAAUUUUGGGAUUUGUAGUGGUGUUAUUUUUCCAUGGGGGAGUGGGUUCUUAAACAGGACUACAUCCAUACCAGAAAGAUUCUUCUUAGGUGGCAAUCUAUCUCCAGUUUGUGCUUUAGGAGGGCCAAAAGCAUCAUGGGGAUUUAAGACAAGGGCAACGAGUCCCUAUGAACCUAAAAGACAGAUUGAUGAUGAGAACGCUGAUGUGGCUAGUAGGGAUUCUCUUGGAGGAAACUUUACUGUUACUGCUCUAGCAGACCUUUCAUUUGACCUUCCAACUAGGUGGUUUAGAGAAAGGGGAAUCCAUGCACAUGUCUUUGCUUAUGCUGGAAAUGUUGCCAUGUUAACAGAGAACGAGUUCCGAAGUUUCUCCAUGCAGAAGUUCAUAGGCUCAUUCAGAAGUUCAGCUGGAAUUGGCGUUGUCAUUCCUACAAACCGAUUUCGCAUGGAGCUUAAUUAUUGCUACAUACUGAAGAAAUUUGCUAAUGACCAUGCUAAGGCUGGCUUUUGGCUAACCUUUUCUCGGCCAUCGUAGAACGUUACUUUUCUGCUAGGUUGGCAUCUAGUAACAUUGGUUUCGCACGGUAUUACACUGAAGCCUGCCAUUUGAAGCAGUUAAGUUAUUUGGAGACCUGGGCAGUUCUGCUUCUUCAACAGUUACUCGUGUUUCCCCUUUUUACCUCAAUAAUGGGAGGGAUUAUAACUGCAUUUCGGUGAUAGAACUGAUAGGUUUGCUUUGGUUACUAAUGACAUGGUUUUCUUUUGGGAGCAUUACUCUUUCUUUCCUCAUUUGUCCAGAUAUCUUGUUUAUCAUUGUGUUAUGUAACGUUUCGAUGGCCGGUUUGUACGGCUUUGGAUAAUGAUUUUAUGUUGUUGAGCUGAAAACAAAGGAAUAAAUAGAAAGAAUCCCUAUUGUUUUUGCUGUAAA
Molecule: messenger RNA, 2083 nt
Organism: Gossypium raimondii (Peruvian cotton)
Lineage: Eukaryota; Viridiplantae; Streptophyta; Magnoliopsida; Malvales; Malvaceae
Exons: 4
Coding region: 95-1690 (531 amino acids)
Biological process (GO): protein insertion into mitochondrial outer membrane
Cellular component (GO): SAM complex; outer membrane
Source: RefSeq, a predicted model, not a curated record